AUGAACGGCACAGAGAAGACUAUCACCGAGUAUCCAGACAAGCAAGGAUCCUUCGGCCCGGGGAUCGGAGAAAGACAGACGAUAGCUUGUCGAACACUACUCGACGACUUGGUCCAGGAUGAGCCAACAGACUCUGAAGACAAGCAACAAGCCAAUGACAAGCGAAUCGUUCCAAACCAUCCAAUGAGGGACAGUCGUUCCACAGCCGGUCGAAGGUUGUUACUACAUCUAGAGAGUAAAAAUCGUAGCCCGAACGAACAUUUGAAAACAAGCCUUAGGUCUUUAAGAGGGCUGGCUCCUGAAGAAAGAAAUGAAAUUCGAGCUUCUUGUUCAUUUCUAGGGAUCCCAUGA
Messenger RNA from Opisthorchis viverrini, 351 nucleotides. RefSeq lists its product as hypothetical. Bases 1 to 351 code for a protein of 116 amino acids. Lineage: Eukaryota; Metazoa; Platyhelminthes; Trematoda; Opisthorchiida; Opisthorchiidae. The record is from RefSeq and is a predicted model, not a curated record. The transcript is spliced from 3 exons.